AAUGCAUGAAAAGUUAAAGAGGGCGACGUGCGAAGGCGAUAUUAUAAAUGGGCUCCAGCCGCACGUGUUCUCAGAGCGCCUCUCCCGUCGAGGAGGCAACACCUGCGCGGGAGCAAACGCAAGCGGCACCUGGCCGCCUCGAGCGCCGCGCGCGCCAAGGCGUGUUUCGCCCGCCCAGGGCUGCAGCAUCGCCCAGCGGCGCUUCCCGCGAUGGUCCGGCUCGACUUGGAGCUCAGCUUCGAGCUCAACUUCAGCACCGGCGACAGCUCCGAGCUGGACCUGCAGGCGAACGCGAGCCCCCCCUGGGACCCCCUGGUGCCGCUGAGCCGCACGGGCCACACCGUGGUGGCGCUCUUCCUGGGACUCAUCUUCGUGCUGGGCUUCGCGAGCAACCUGCUCGUGCUGCUGGUGUUCGCGCGCUUCCCGGCGCUCUGGACGCCCAUCAACCUGAUCCUGCUCAACAUCAGCGCGAGCGACAUGCUCGUGUGCGUGUUCGGGACGCCGCUGAGCUUCGCGUCCAGCGUGCGCGGCACGUGGCUCAUUGGCGCGCACGGCUGCAGGUGGUACGGCUUCGCGAACGCGCUCUUCGGUAUUGUUUCCCUGGUGUCCCUCUCCUUUCUCUCGUACGAGCGCUACUCCACAGUGAUGUGUACCUCCAAGGCCGAUGUAUCCAACUACAGGAAGACCUGGUUCUUCAUUGCUGGCUCCUGGCUCUACUCCCUGGUGUGGACCGUGCCACCCCUUCUGGGUUGGAGCAGCUACGGCCCCGAGGGCCCUGGGACCACCUGCUCCGUGCAGUGGCACAAGCGCUCCGCUUCCAGCGUCUCCUACGUCAUCUGCCUCUUCAUCUUCUGCCUGCUGCUGCCCCUUUUGCUGAUGGUCUUCUGCUAUAGCCGGAUCCUCAUCGCCAUCCAUGGGGUGGCUAAGAUCAACCAGACGUCUGCCCAGAGGCGGGAAAACCACAUCCUGGCCAUGGUUGUGUGUAUGGUGUCCUGUUACAUGCUGUGCUGGAUGCCAUACGGGGUGGUGGCCCUGGUGGCCACCUUCGGCCGAGCUGACCUCAUUACCCCGGUAGCCAGCAUCGUGCCCUCCAUCCUGGCCAAGAGCAGCACUGUCUUCAACCCCAUCAUCUACCUGCUUCUCAACAACCAGUUUUACAGAUGCUUUGUGGCCUUCCUGAAAUGUGGAGCAGAGGUCCGGCCUGACCGUGCGCCCCGGACCCUGCGGAGCAGUAAGCCAGAGGGACGUCCCAUCAACGGAGUCCUGCCGCCGUACCCUGACGCUGCCCCCUCAAGCUCCCAGAUCUGCGAUGCCCAGAAGAACACAGCCAGCCUGGUCCUGGUGAUUGACAGCGAGCCCUAAGGGCCAGCAAUGAUCUCACUGUUUGCAUAUUGCCGACAGAGCAGGAUCUUGUGAAGGGACACUAAAAGCAGAUGGUGACGAUCAACUGAAAAAUAGGUGUGAUGAUGAGAAGGAGGAGAAGAAAACACAAUUCCAAACGAGAUGACGAACAAAAAGCUAAAAAUGAUUUACGUAUUAGUCUACGCCCGCCCACUGACAGUCCUCCGCGUCCACUCAUCCAUCACCACGAUCAAGAUUCUCCUACGCAAACAUGUAGGAUAACUGCCUUUUUUUCCCUGAAAUGCCAACAUUUCACACCCAUUUCACAGUGCUUCUUUAGUAGCUUUGAGGAAAGCACUUAAAAUUCCCUAUUAAAAUACCCCGCUGUAAUAAAUGGGCCAAACGAAUACAGGUUGUCCCCUACUUACGAUGGGUUACGUUCCGUGAAACCCAUCGUAAGUCGAAAAUACAUUUAAUACA
Messenger RNA from Scleropages formosus (Asian bonytongue), 1821 nucleotides. It is a transcript of the gene tmtops3a, whose product is annotated as teleost multiple tissue opsin 3a. Gene Ontology annotation, biological process: G protein-coupled receptor signaling pathway; visual perception. Lineage: Eukaryota; Metazoa; Chordata; Actinopteri; Osteoglossiformes; Osteoglossidae. Gene Ontology annotation, cellular component: membrane. The record is from RefSeq and is a predicted model, not a curated record. Gene Ontology annotation, molecular function: G protein-coupled receptor activity. Bases 211 to 1362 code for a protein of 383 amino acids. The transcript has 4 exons.